Molecule: messenger RNA, 948 nt
Organism: Clonostachys rhizophaga
Lineage: Eukaryota; Fungi; Ascomycota; Sordariomycetes; Hypocreales; Bionectriaceae
Source: the annotation of a GenBank genome assembly
AUGUCUGCUGAUUGGUAUCAACAUUUUACUGAGCAUGGAUAUGCUGUUGUACCUUCAGUAAUUUCCAAAAAGAAAGCUGAGAAGUAUCAGCUUUCCGCAUUUAAAUGGUUAAAGUCAUUCGACAAUCCCGAGCUGGACCUCAAUAUUCCGUCGACAUGGACGCCCUCGAACCUGCCUUUCAUUUCCGAGAUCAACACCUUCAAUCACUACGGUGUGGUGCACGAAGAUUUUAUGUGGGACAUACGGCUUGAGCCCGGACUAAUUGAUAUCUUCGCGAGGAUUUGGGGCACAGACGAACUGCUUGUGUCCUUCGAUGCUCUGAACAUUACAUUGCCACGCCGCCCAGGGCAUGUCCCGCGCAAGAAAUGGCCGCAUGUCGACCAAUCCCCCUUUCGCGAAGGGUUACAAUGUGUACAAGGCAUUGUGAAUCUCUCAAAGGCUGGACCUGAUGAUGGCGGCCUCACGAUAUACCCAGGCACACACAAAGUAACCGAAGAGUUCUUCCAGAGCCAAAUCGAUAGAGCAUCUUGGGAGCGGAAAGACUGGUAUCGCUAUUCGGAAGAGCAACUUGCUUGGUUUGAAGGGAAGGGCUUCAAGGAAUAUAAAGUAGUGGCGGAGCCGGGAGAUCUUAUCAUAUGGGACUCGAGGCUUGUGCAUUUCGGGGCUGAGCCGACCGAAAAGAGCUCUGUUAUUCGGACAAUAACCUAUGUAUCAUACGCACCUUAUUCAUUUGCAUCUGCAGAGGCUUUGGAGGCGAAGAGAAGCGCUUUUAGUCGGUGGUCAGCCACCACACACUGGCCACACGACAACAUUAAUAUUCGAUCUAACGAGCCUCUGUAUCCGGAUGGAAGUGUCGAUUCUCGAAGGAAAGAGCCGAAGAAUAAGCCGGAGCUGAGUGUCAAGCUCCUUAGACUUGCAGGAGUUGAGCCUUACCCAAGUUCCAAAUGA